AGUUCGAGUCCUCCCUUGUUAUUACUUCCCUGAAUCUCCCCACAGGAUGCAUAGAAUCAAGCAAACGCAUCAGAUUUGGAAACGGUAGAUGCUAUGCUGAUCCACCAUAACAUCGAAACGUUCCUGCCAAGUUUGGAAAGCAGAAGCACUUUAUAUGCCAUCAUCGUGUCUCCUCUUUUUUUCACCAAGUUUCUUCAAUGGAGAUCCCAAACACAUCCACCCGCACGUGCGUUCUAAGAGUGAAUGCCAAGUGUUGCAAUGCUUGCCGAAACAAUGCCAAGAGAAAGCUGCAGAGUGUCCCUGGGGUGAGGGAAGUGGAGUGCAAUGAAGAAGGGCUGAUAAGAGUGGAAGGAGAGGUGAACCCGGCGAGGCUGCUGCGUCGGGUCGAGAAAUGGGGCCGAAAUCACAAAUGGGGAAGAAAUGCGGAGAUUGUGUCAGUGCAGAACAAUCAGCCAUUUGCUCAUGACAGGGGCCAUCAGAUGAGUCACGUUCCUGAGAACCCUCCGCCUCAGAGCCACUGCUUCCUUCUCAGGAGCUGCUUCGGCAUGAAACCAAGAAAGCCAAAGGUCCAGCCUUUGAUGGAAACCAGAAACUGGCAUUUCGCCCCCGCACCACCGCCUGCAGUGUAUCCUCCGCCGCAGGCCAUGAAUGGGCCACUGCCAGUGCCAUACCCUCCUCCUCGUUUCGGAGCCCUUUCACCACAUAUGCACUACCCACGCUUUUGAGAAAAAAAAAGGCCUUUUUUUUUG
Molecule: messenger RNA, 749 nt
Organism: Tarenaya hassleriana
Lineage: Eukaryota; Viridiplantae; Streptophyta; Magnoliopsida; Brassicales; Cleomaceae
Exons: 3
Coding region: 198-725 (175 amino acids)
Molecular function (GO): metal ion binding
Source: RefSeq, a predicted model, not a curated record